AUUGGGGAACUCAGAAACGAACCGAACCGCCAUCAUGGAGGUUCUCCGCAAAUUUUUACUGCUUUGUGCAGUACUAUUCAGUGUAAAUACCUUUACGGCUGCAGAGCCCGUAUACUCGAAUGCCAUCACCAAUGAGUUGAGUUUGGGUAACUUAUUGUUCGAUGCCAUCACUGGAGAUUUGAUUAUUCCUGGUCUUGACAUCUUGAACAAUCUUGAUCAAUGUGUCGCAAAUUAUGUCUCGAAAGAUUUUGAGAUCUUAAUCAGCGCUGGCGCCAAGAUACGUCGUUGCAGUAAUCUGAAACGGAAUGUCCUGCAAAACUAUUUGCAACAGAGCAGCUCGUCGGGUGUGAAGACCUCCUUCAACCAACAGUCGGCUGCCUGUAAUUCCCAUAGUUCCUGCUAUACCGAUCUGGUGAUGAACCUACUCGGCAGUGUGCAAAGCCUGGAAAAGAAUUAUGGACAAAUCCGUCAUUGCAUCCACAAGCAAAUUGAUAAAGCUGAAUUCCAUUUGAGAGUCGAGUACAUCAACUUGCAAAACUGUUUUUCUGGUAUAACAAACUUGAACGUUACAACCCCAGCACCGGGUACACCAGCCUGGAAUGUUACAAGCCCAGCACCCGGAACACCAAGUUGGAACUUUACCACUCCAGCACCAGGAACUCCAAGCUGGAACGUUACAACGCCAGCUCCUGGAACUCCAAGCUGGAACGUUACAACGCCAGCACCAGGAACACCAAGCUGGAAUGUCACAACCCCAGCACCCGGUACACCCAGCUGGAACGUUACAACCCCAGCACCGGGAACACCAAGCUGGAAUGAAACAACUCCCACCUGGAGCCCUCCAAUCUGGAAUAACACUACUCCCGGCUGGAACAACACCACCCCUGGCUGGAAUGAAACAACUCCUACCUGGAGCCCUCCAAUCUGGAAUAACACUACUCCCGGCUGGAACAACACCACCCCUGGCUGGAAUGAAACAACUCCCACCUGGAGCCCUCCAAUCUGGAAUAACACUACUCCCGGCUGGAACAACACCACCCCUGGUUGGAAUGAAACAACUCCCACCUGGAGCCCUCCAAUCUGGAAUAACACUACUCCCGGCUGGAACAACACCACCCCUGGCUGGAAUGAAACAACUCCCACCUGGAGCCCUCCAAUCUGGAAUAACACCACUCCCGGCUGGAACAACACCACCCCUGGCUGGAAUGAAACAACUCCCACCUGGAUCCCUCCAAUCUGGAAUAACACUACCCCCGGCUGGAACAACACCACCCCUGGCUGGAAUGAAACAACUCCCACCUGGAGCCCUCCAAUCUGGAAUAACACUACCCCCGGCUGGAACAACACCACCCCUGGCUGGAAUGAAACAACUCCCACCUGGAGCCCUCCAAUUUGGAAUAACACUACCCCUGGCUGGAACAACACCACCCCUGGUUGGAAUGAGACCACUACCACCUGGAGCCCUCCAAUCUGGAAUAACACCACUCCUUCUCCAAACUGGAAUGAAACUACCUGGAGUACACCAAGCUGGAACAACACCACACCUGGCUGGAAUAACACCACUCCAGGAUGGAAUAACACCACUCCUUCCCCAAACUGGAAUGAAACUACCUGGAGUACACCAAGCUGGAACAACACCACCCCUGGCUGGAAUAACACCACUCCAGGAUGGAAUAACACCACCCCUACUCCGAACUGGAAUGAGACAACCUGGAGUACACCAAGCUGGAACAACACCACUCCUGGCUGGAACAACACCACUCCUGGCUGGAAUAACACCACUCCUACCCCGAACUGGAAUGAAACUACUUGGAGCACACCAAUCUGGAAUAACACCACCCCUGGCUGGAAUAAUACCACUCCAGGAUGGAAUAACACCACUCCUACUCCGAACUGGAAUGAGACAACCUGGAGUACACCAAGCUGGAACAACACCACUCCUGGCUGGAAUAACACCACUCCUUCCCCAAACUGGAAUGAAACUACUUGGAGCACACCAAUCUGGAACAACACCACCCCCGGCUGGAAUAACACCACUCCUACUCCGAACUGGAAUGAAACAACCUGGAGCACACCAAUCUGGAAUAAUACCACUCCUGGCUGGAAUAAUACCACUCCCUCGCCGAACUGGAAUGAGACCACCGUUAGCUGGAAUACCACCACCCCCGCCUGGAAUCAGACAACUCUGAGCUCGAACACCACUACUCCAAGCUGGAGUACUACCACUGAGGUUCCACAGACUACAACCACACAGAGCUGGUGGGACAAGCUUUGGCAUGACAUCUUCUAAAUGAUGCCAUAAGCGCUGUGGCAACAGCAUUUUGAAACUCAGCACUGAGUUAACUAAGUAAUAAAUUGAUCAGCAUUAAAAUGUAUAUAGUAGAAUAAUCUUAAUUACGAGUAUGCCCAAGCGGGCCAAUGAAUGUCCAAUAAUAUGAUAAGUUAUCAGCUUCAAUUGCAAAGAA
Molecule: messenger RNA, 2465 nt
Organism: Drosophila albomicans
Lineage: Eukaryota; Metazoa; Arthropoda; Insecta; Diptera; Drosophilidae
Product: DNA-directed RNA polymerase II subunit RPB1
Exons: 6
Coding region: 35-2290 (751 amino acids)
Source: RefSeq, a predicted model, not a curated record